Molecule: messenger RNA, 618 nt
Organism: Staurois parvus
Lineage: Eukaryota; Metazoa; Chordata; Amphibia; Anura; Ranidae
Source: the annotation of a GenBank genome assembly
AUGGAGACAAACAAUCAUUUUGCCAGUACUGGCCAGCCUCCAUUAUCAAGCGCCUCAGGACUGAAACAGCUGCCUCAAUUGGUAGAACCAGUUUACACAAAUAAUUCCCUUGUAAUAUUUCCUCAACAAGUUAAAGGUUUGAAUUGUGAUAUGCCUGUGAAUGGCCUGAUUUCACCUUCCAUAUCCAGUAAUCCUCAUGGCACAUUUGCUUUGGGUGCUAGCAGUACCAAUCAUCCCACAACUAGUAACUUUGACUACCUCUGGAAAUUUCCCAAGUCUCCUGUUCUGAAAGACUGUCAUGGACCUGCUGUGCCUAAGGUGAAUGGAUCAGCAUCGCCAGUAUCAAAUGGUCCUUUCUAUAAAGGAAACUCACAGGAGACAUGGGAGAGCUCUUCUUCCAGCCACCAGGCAUCUCUUAUUUUCAAUGGUCAAGACUUGUGCAAUUUUAGUAAUAUUAAUGUAAAAGUGGCAGCUGCAGCAAAUGGAACACAUUGCUAUCCCACAACUUCCCAACCAGCCCCUUUGCCAAUAUUUGGUAUGCAGUCUCCUUCUCUUUCCCCUCCUCCUCCCUCCUCCUCCUCAGUGCCAGGAUGAACAGCAAGAAAUGGAAACCGAAGC